Molecule: messenger RNA, 1797 nt
Organism: Melanaphis sacchari
Lineage: Eukaryota; Metazoa; Arthropoda; Insecta; Hemiptera; Aphididae
Gene: pasi2
Exons: 5
Coding region: 470-1237 (255 amino acids)
Source: RefSeq, a predicted model, not a curated record
UUGCUCCGGUUAAAAAUAUUUAGCCAUGGUUUUUGCAAUGCAUUGAUGUCUGAUGAUAAUAUUAUCCAUGUCCCGUCUCUAACUAUCAUCGCAGAUUGCAUGGUUAUCACUUAUCACUUGUAGCUCUCAACUAUCAACUUGGGCGUGUUUAUUAAUUUGUGAGUUGUGUUUACUGUUUACCAAACAUUAAAUUAUUUUGAAUAGUUAAUAAUGAACACCAUAAAUUGAGUUUACAUUCCGAGUUCGGGUGUAUGCGUAUUUUUUCGUCUUACACAUUUUAGAAAACAGUUUUGAUUAUUGAUAUUAAUUUUAAUAACGGCAAUAAUUCAAUGUGAUCAUCUUACAAUUUAAAAAAAACCUACAACUCCUACAAGUUAAUUUUUUUUUGCUGGAUUUUAUCGGUUGAUAAUUUAGUUAUUUUAUUUUUUUGUUUUAUUAUACAUUUUUUGAUUUCACUAAUUCCAUCGAAAUGUACGCCCGAAGUAAAACUCCUAGUAUGGGAACACCAUCCGUGUACUCGAUACACGCCAGUCAUCUGACUAUCAGAUCUUCUAACUUGCGAUCGACUCGUUCCAUGAAAUCUUUACGUGUACCAUGGUACCAACGUCCUAUUUUGAAAGAUGCCUUCUUCCUUGAUACGCAGAGAGGUGCACUUGUCAUCGCCUUCUACUCACUGUUUCUAAGCAUUUUUACGUUGGUGACAUCUGCGUUUGACACAUAUUGUCUGGCCAUGGCUGCUCCUGGAUCUACACAUUAUGGCUACUAUGUCAUGAGCUAUCAGUUUGUAUAUGUCGGAAGUUCUUGGGUCAGAAAUUUAUUGGUCUUAUUCUCGUUGUUUUCAUUUGUUGUGGCAGCUGUUAUUUUUGUGACAAGUUUGAUUUUGAUAUCUGCAUUACGCAAGGAGCACGAGAAACGGAUUGUGCCUUGGUUAUUUUCAUUUGCCGCAUUUACAAUAUUUCGAUUUAUUGCCUGGUUGUUUUCUUCAAUAGCCAACGAUCCCAUAUUUGGAUAUAAUUUUACUAUGAUUUUGCUGGGUGCAUUGUUCAGCGUCAUUAAUGUUUAUGGUUGGAUACUUGUAUAUUCGUUGUAUUUGGAAUUGUUUGAUUUGACUAAGCUUGAAGAUUUAGCACAUUUGAGAAUUGGAACUAUGGCCUCGCUAAAUGCAUCAACAACACAUUCUUUAGCUGGGUCUCGUCCUACUACUCCUCAUAGUACAGUUUCCACUGUCCCAGUGUAACAAGAUUUAAUAUUUUAUUGAUAAAUCAACCAGGAAUGUAGUAUUUAUUUUUUAUUUACAAACUAUAGUUUAGUCGCUUAUCCAGAUCUGACAUAGAUUUAUCCAAGUAUCAACUUGGAGUAAUAAAGUCUGGAAUAGCGAAACUCCACUAUAUGAUAGAUAUUAUUAUUUAGAAUUAUGAAAAUGCGCUUGACACAAUGUAAUCUUAUCCGUCCAUUUUGUGUUCAAAUGUUUAAAAUCGUUGACAAUUAAUCAGUAUUUUUAUUUUAUUCUUAAGUAUUAUAUUUCAUUUUUAUACUUGAAUACAUUUUAUAUCAUUAUUUUUUAUUGUUAUUUUUACGUGGGUUAAAUACAUUGUACAUUGACAGCCAAUGCUUGGUUUAUAUUUAGUACAAUAGUAAACAAAACAUAACUUUCCUGUUAUAAAUAGGGGAAAUUAAAUUUUUAUUAAAAAUUUACAGUGCCAUAUUUAUGUAGGGGCAAUGAGGUUUUUAUUUCAUUAGAUAAUUUAUCAUGACUAUAUAUUUUGUUGGACUUAUAAAAAACAUAAAAACUGUAAU